This is a messenger RNA of Alternaria ventricosa, 864 nucleotides long. RefSeq lists its product as uncharacterized. The coding region runs from base 1 to 864 and encodes 287 amino acids. Lineage: Eukaryota; Fungi; Ascomycota; Dothideomycetes; Pleosporales; Pleosporaceae. The transcript has 3 exons. The record is from RefSeq and is a predicted model, not a curated record.
AUGGCGGGAAGCGCAGAGUCCCAGAAUAACCUCGUAGAGGAGUCGCUCGAUGGCAAUAGGGUGAACCUCAUGCAGCAGACUUAUCAGAUGCUGGGCAUGCAAGCAAACUAUCUGGACGUCAGUAACAGCAUGGUGGAAAUGAGUACCGAAGCCUUGUACCCAUUCCACCGCAAUGCAGCAGGCGACUUUUGGACCUCAGCCUCCGUUCGCGAUCACACGGUUUUCGGCUCCACGUAUCCAGAGUUCCUUGGGCUCUCCGCAACGGACAGUAUGGUUGGUAGAGUGAACGCACUGUACGGAGGAAGUGCAACGUCACGGUUUUCAUGGGAGGCCGCACGCGGCGAACAACAUAUUGCCAGUUCCCAGAGCAGCGAUGUCCUGUACCAGUACUCCGCGGUCAUACGUGGGCAACACAUAGGUCCUGGGGGUGUUUCCAAGGUUUUCGUCUUCCUAGACGCAACCUUGAAGACCAACACCGGAACUUCGAGUACUCACGCAUGGAUGUCGGAGCCUGGGUUCGUUGGAUAUGCAGGUUUCCAGAAUGCCGUUGGCCAGGCGAAGACCGAGAUGCAGACCAAUGGCGUGGUUGCAUUGACAGCGGCGCUGGAAGACCGGAUGCGCAUGGGUGAACUGCGCAGUAUGGAUGAAAUUGUUGUUGGAACAUAUCUGCAGGAGAAGCUACAUUGGUUGCUUGUAAAUGCCAAUGACAAUGUCACUGCCCCUGAGGAUGCGCCAGACUUCUCGAUUGGCGUAUCGUGGGCGAGAGUAACGCCAGGCACGGCAAGCACGCUGCCUGCAGUCCUGGGUAGCGGCUUCCAGCAGUUGCCACAUGCUACGAUGGGCAAGGCGGGUGGAGUGCAAUGA